Messenger RNA from Drosophila simulans, 583 nucleotides. RefSeq lists its product as uncharacterized. The transcript has a single exon. Bases 156 to 440 code for a protein of 94 amino acids. Lineage: Eukaryota; Metazoa; Arthropoda; Insecta; Diptera; Drosophilidae. The record is from RefSeq and is a predicted model, not a curated record.
GGUAUAACCCAAAGUUUCAUGUGUUUCGUAUGAUUUUCCAAAUUCGGUUUCAUUCUGUCUAGAAACCUUGUUCAGAUUACUCACUGAGCAGAUACGACAGAUUACUCUUAAAUUCUAUUUUCACCAAGCAUUUCCCUUGGAAAUUUGUUGUGGCAAUGGCGCGUUACCUGUACGCUGACCACAUUUUGGAGGCCUUCAACGUAUUCCGUCGCCCACUCAACCUGGACGAGGUGGCCUCGUAUGUGGCCGAAAUGGAGGCCAAGGCUGUUGACGAGGUGCGACUGGCGGUGGAUAACACGCUGACCGCCGGCUGGAUGCACGGAUUCCUGGCCAUAGAGGACGGUCUGUUCACGCUGGCCUGCGGCUACUGGGACGAGACGCAGCCGUCUGGCGGCAAGAGAGGGAGACGCCACACAGCGAAAGCAAUGCUAAGGAGUUAAUGGUGAAUCUAUCAGAAUCAAAAGUCUUGUCGCUCUACCAUGGUGGGCUUUGCACAAAAAAAAAAAAAAAUAAUAAGAGAGGGCACAAAAUUGUUUGGAUAAUUUCCGAAAAUUGCUAGAAAUAAAACCGUAAUGCUUUCCAA